This is a messenger RNA of Pocillopora damicornis (cauliflower coral), 769 nucleotides long. RefSeq lists its product as uncharacterized. The record is from RefSeq and is a predicted model, not a curated record. NCBI's taxonomy places the organism in Eukaryota, Metazoa, Cnidaria, Anthozoa, Scleractinia, Pocilloporidae.
UCAUAAAUAACUAUGGGAUAAGUUUUACUAUAAACGUGUACUCAUUAAAUGGAUUAUAGCCAUAGGUGUGUGAAGUUGACCUCGAGGGUAAAAUCCGAAUAGAUUUAAGGGGAAGUAUGCAAAAUGAUACAGCCAUGUAAUAUGUCGAGACCUAGUUUUAGAAAAUUGAAGUAAGUAUAAACAGAGAACUUGAAAAAUUAUAUUUUUACUCGUGUCUCCUUAGGGUUGGACCCCGAAACGAACCAGAAGAUUCUAAGGGUGCUCGUGUUGCUUGUCAGAAUACAGAUAAGGGCGACGUGACACGGACAGGACACUUGAUGUUAACCGAUUUCCAAUGAGGUUAAGGAAGAGGCUACAAGAAGCUGAGGAAUACAUUGAUGUUCUUCAGACACAGCAUCAGCUUGUGAGCAAUUUACUGGAUCAGCAACGAAUACCUUUCCCAUACUCGAUGCCACUGACAUGGAAAGCCUACAUGGAGAACAAAACAGCUAAGAUGGAGGAGGAAAUUCGGUCGUUGAAGAAAGAAAGUUUAUUAAAGAAAAUUGCACUGGAUACUACAGAGGAAAGAUGCAAUGAGCAAAACGAUGAAGUGAGACAACUAGAGGAGGACGAAAUUAACCUUCGGAGACAGACUUCAGAUGUUCUGAGAGAGUUCUGGGAUUUAAAAAUAAAACGGGAAGCCGAUCAGUUCUCUCUGUUUCAAAAGAAUGACCCACCGGACAAUUUUUCUGUUACCUCACUUCCAAAUCUUUAUUUCACGGACUUAUGA